AAGACAGAAAACCGACAGAGUUACAAAUUAAUGAACAGCUACGAGACAGGAGAAUCACAAAACUGAUUUCUGCCUGAUCUGUUUAAAUGUUUAUUUCAGUUAUAGAGAUUCUACCAAACAGCAUUAAAACAUCAACGAGAGAAUCAGGAUCCAGACAAACAAAAUCAGCCGUUUGUGACUCAAAAUCGGAAUGAAAAAGCAACUGAUAUUAAGUCUCAUCCAGUUCCUGGUGUUUAUAAAAGCAGAAUUAGAUUCUUGGCAAUAUCUAAACAAGGGAGGUAAGGCCAAACUCAUUGCAGCCAACACCAAAGCGUUGUAUACGAUUACAAAAGAUGACGCUCUGCACGUUUUGGAACUUGAGUCCGACCCUGCUGGCAUCGGGACAGGAUUACAGGAUGUGAAGGUAAAUGAAGAAAAUGGCUUGGUUGUGGUAGGUCUGAAUGAAAAGAUGUUUGUCCGUAUUGGAAUAACAUCAGCGAAUCCACAAGGCGAUUCGUGGAUCCAAAUGGAUGGUUCGGGGCUUGGCGCUGCAUUUGGGCGUUCAGGAUUGCUCUUUCAUUAUAACAGUGAAGGAGGAUCUUAUAUUCGGACCGGAAUAACCUCUAGUCAAAUAGCAGGAACAGGUUGGCAGUUUCUAGCGCCAGAUGUUUCUAAGAUGACAUGCAGCACAAGAGUUUGUUUCACAGUUUUCCCUGACAAAAGUCUGUUUACUUCGGGAAUUAUUCCAAGCGGGUACUCUCCAACGCUGUCCAGACCAUUAAAAUGGCAGAAAAUUCGAAACGGAGUUGCAGGAUUAGCAGCCUCAGACACAAACACUCUAUGGGUAAUUGACGAGCAGGGCGAUGCUUGGAAAGCAGAAAACGUUUAUGACAAUGACAUGGUCAAACUGAAGUGGGCAAGGCAUUACUACAACCAGGUAAAGCUGAAGCACCUUGCUGUUACUAAAAAAAUCCAGUUUGCCAUUGAUUUAAACGACGACAUCAGAGUAGGAACAGGGUGCCCGAUAUUUGAUUUUGAGGAAGAUGACAUAUCCAAAUGGACCCAAACAGGCACUGCCUUUCUAAACCAGCCGGUUGUUAGUCAGCGUCAAGAUGGAAUUCUGACGGGCAAAGUCGGCGACAGACUCAUAGAUACCUACUUCUCUCGCAAAAACGACAGCAUUCCAGAAAGUGUCCCCGAAGCAACUGCUGGCUUCUUGCCUACGGGAACUCUGACGUCACCUGAAUUCGAAAUACGUACUGGCGUCAUUCACUUUUUGGUUGGUGGCGGUGAUCGUCCUGCUAACUAUGCUGCGCUUUUUGUAGAUGGGGUGGAAAUAAUGACUGCCUCUGGGGCAAAUAAGCUUAACAAUGGUCCAAAUGGCUCAGUUCAUGCAGCAAGAUACUGGUGGGACGUCACGCCAUACGAACAUAAAUGCGCGCAGAUAAAACUUGUUGAUGAAGGAACAGCCACGAGAACGAUUUUCGAUGACGUCAGAACUGCGCCGCCUUGCCACAAAAACAUGGAUGUCACACUUUUAAAUCUGGACCACGACGGGACAGGAACGGUGGGAAACCGCAUGAAGUUCCAAAUACAGCUGAGAGGGUUCUAUACUUCUAAAAAACGCCCUUUAUCAAUUUCUAUAAAUUUUCCAGUAGCUAAUGGGUCCUCGUUCCUCUAUAUCCGAAGUACUAAAGUAAGUAUGAAGUGCGGGGGCAGUGUAGAAACGUCAGCGGUGAAGAAUUCCACGAACCUUUUUUCUAAGCGUUGGCACACUGUAACACUGAAUUUCGGAAACUAUUUGCUUUCCGACGGUGAGGUGAGAAUAACAACCCGCAUAUAUGACCACCAGAAUCUGCAGCUUGGGAUGCCGAAAAACACUACAAUGACCGUUUCUGUAAACUACAUGGACGAGUUGUUGAUGAGCAUAGACCGCCAAAUUGAGAUUAAGUGGCUAGGGAAUGAGACAGCCAACUUGGUAUGUAAUACGACAAUAGUCGGUAGUCGACAAUAUUUCGUUGGGGAGAACGUUACUUUCUCGGUACAUCUUGAUCAUGACCAUUUCACGACAAGGCGAAGAGCCUUUAGUAUAAUGCUCAGGCUCUUCCUACCACCGUACAUGUCACUGUUGAGUAUCAAUGGCACGGAAAGCGACCUGGGAGAGACAACAUUUUCACCAUCACCUUCUCAGCAUGUAGUUCAUAUCCCAGAAUUACAACUCAGAGACUCCCGCUCUCUUGUGAUUCAAAUGGGCAUAGAUGGCGACAAUAUCCUUCGGAAAAUGACAAGAAAUAUGGAGGGCCAAUUUCUUGUUGACGAAAUAUCCUAUUGCAAGAGACCAAGAUGUCUUAACGCUGAGGGCGAUGGGAUAGAAAGAACGUCUUUACAAAAGAAUCAAAAUUACAGAUUUUUGUUUUCGUACAAAAAGGAGGAGAAUUCACAUCUUAACUAUUCAAGUGUUGUUGUAAAAAAUGGGACUCUCCGUACACUCUGCGGCCAAUACACAAACAAGUGGGUAGGCCGUCGGGCAAAAUGUUACUAUGGCAACACAACAUCGAAUUCAUGGCACAGUUUCCAGAACACGAUAAGCCAGGUUUCACACUUCAAUGCGGCAAAGAAUGAGUUUUACGGAAGUGAGGUAGGUGGCGCCAAAGUCAGAAUCUUCGGUGAAGGAUACACAGAGCAUGAAGUUCUUGAAGAUUCCCAAUGGAACAACCAGUUGAUUUCUGAUGCUGAGUUUAUCAAAGAGGCAUCCGGUGUUCAUGAUAUUGGACAAGUGCAAGAGGAACAACAACAGUUGAAACACCAACUGAACUGUUGCAAGAAAGAGACUGAAAAUACGUUCACAUAAAAGUACAUUUCGCAUAAAAAAGAUUAACCAAAUAGCAAGCCUACCAAACAGGGCGAAGGAAAAACUAGAUUAUAGCUUUGGAAAGGAGAAGAGGGUGUGGGGAGCGGCUAACUUAAAUUGCUCCAAUUUUCUUUCAAAUCUUUGUUAUUCUAAGCACGGCGAAUUAAAGUAUAGUUAAGAUACCUGUUAAAGGAAUAAGAUUUUCAAGACGAUGGAACGUAACAGUUUCUUUCGGAGCAUGCAUGGUCAAAAGGACUCCUACAAUAAGUAAAGGCUUAUGGUCAUAAUGACCGACUUGAAUAAAUUUCAAACUAAACAGCAUAAAGACAUGAAGUAUUAACGUCUUGUAUCGCGCAAAAACCACUAUAAAAAUUAAUAUUGAUAUGAUUGGCUAAGUGGGGUUAAGAAUGUUACUGAUUUGUUCGUAUGGACAAUGACGACUGAUUUGAUUGGUUUGGUAGGCUUGUGAUUCGUAUAAUCAAUGAUGAUUGGCCUGAUUGGCUUGACAAUUCAUUUAGUUGGUUCGCAUAAAACAAUGACCAUUCUUGUGAAAGAUAGAACAGUAAAUUUGUUUAAUAUAAUUGCCCUAAAUAAAUUCGAUAAUGAUUUAAAAUAUAUUUCUACACUUGCACUUUAAGGAGAAUGCUAAAUGCAAUAUCUAUCUGAAAGUACAACUAAGCCUUCCAAGCUCUUUCCGAUUGUUGCUUCUUUGCUGGGGAGACGAAGAACCAAAAAUUUCAACGCAACCCCUGUCUUAAAGUCUAACAGCACGCGCAAUGUGGAUUGGGUUCGACGCGAAUGCUCUUGACUGCCACGAGGGAGUAGCUCAUUCGACAAAGGAAGUUCAAAUGUUGGGAUACUUGAGAUAGCCACUUUAUGCGAUUCUAUUUCGCACUACUUACUAAACUCUUGGAUACAGCAACGCUAUUUCAUAUCAUAUCUAUUUGAAAAUGCUUCGUUAGAGGACAGUAGUUAAGAGGGGAGUGUUUAAAAAUAUAAACAUUAGAGGACUGAAGUAAUCAAUCUUGCAUUGUGGCUCUAGAACAUGAAUUUUGCAAUACAGAAUCACAGCACGUGCCAGCUGAUAUUAUAAAAAACUGUAUAAAAUGUCA
This is a messenger RNA of Rhopilema esculentum, 3942 nucleotides long. RefSeq lists its product as uncharacterized. The record is from RefSeq and is a predicted model, not a curated record. NCBI's taxonomy places the organism in Eukaryota, Metazoa, Cnidaria, Scyphozoa, Rhizostomeae, Rhizostomatidae.